Lindgomyces ingoldianus is the source of this 1160-nucleotide messenger RNA. RefSeq names its product putative quinone oxidoreductase. The record is from RefSeq and is a predicted model, not a curated record. Bases 139 to 1149 code for a protein of 336 amino acids. Gene Ontology annotation, molecular function: oxidoreductase activity. Lineage: Eukaryota; Fungi; Ascomycota; Dothideomycetes; Pleosporales; Lindgomycetaceae. The transcript has 3 exons.
ACUUCCCAAUUGCUACCUUCUCUUCUGCACUAAUCCUCCUCUCCUAAUGCUAUUACAAUUCAAUUGAACUUCCCAUUUUGUUUUGAGCCAAACUUUUGCAGCUAGAGACUUCUUCAACUCUUCCAAUUCACUUUCGCCAUGUCCGAAACAAUGCGAGCAGUUGAUAUUAAAGGCGGUAUGGGUCCGAUAUCCGCUCUCCACAUCACCGAAAUUCCGAAACCUAAACCAACCGGCGCACAAGCCCUCGUAAAAAUAAAGGCAUUCGGUCUGAACCGCAUGGACCUUUCACAGCGUGAGGGACAAUACCCUGUUCCUCCCGGAGCGCCGAAGACAUUAGGCGUAGAGUUCUCUGGGGUAAUUGAAGCAGUAGGCGAGAGCCCUGAGAAGGGGUUCAAAGUUGGAGAUGAGGUGUUUGGACUUGCAUAUGGAGGCGCGUAUGCAGAAUAUAUUGCCGUCAGCACGCAUCUGCUUGUGCACAAGCCGAAAGAGUUGAGCUGGGAGCAGUGUGCUGGUAUUCCUGAGACAUGGAUAACAGCCACUCAAGCCAUGUACCUCAUCGCCAACUUCACUCCUGGAAAGUCGAUCCUCUGGCACGCCGGCGCAUCCUCUGUCUCCAUCGCCGGCAUCCAACUCAGCGGCGCCGAUUCCGCGUCCGCCAUAUACGCAACUGCUCGUCAAGACGAAAAAUGCGCCUUCGCCGUGAACACCCUCGGCGCGACCGCGGCCUUCAACACCAAAACGCAAGACUGGGUUGCCGAGGUAAUGAAGGCCACGAAUGGGAAAGGCGUCGACAUUAUCAUCGACUUCAUUGGUGGGGAGUACUUCCAGCAGAAUCUCGACGCUGUCGCCCGCGACGGCGUCAUUGUGAACCUAGGAUUCAUGGGUGGCACGAAGGUACCCACGGGUACGGAUAUUAGCGCGUUUAUAAGGAAGAGGUGUACGUUUGUGGGGAGUAGUCUGAGGAGUAGGGAUGAGGAGUAUCAGGGACGACUGAGAGAUCAACUGGUAGACCAUGCGUUGCCAAGGUUCAAGGAUGGGAGAUUUACGAUUCAUCUUGACAAGGUAUUACCUUGGGAGCAGAUUCAGGAUGCACAUGCUUUGUUGGAGGAAAAUAAGACGAAAGGGAAAGUUAUUUGUACAAUUUCGUAGUCGGAAAUGAG